CCGGAUCAUUUGCACAGUGUGUGUGAGAAAAAUACACAAAAUUUUAUAUCCAUCUACUAUUGUAUAUAUAACAUAUUGAUAUUUUGUAUACUUAAAGUUUAAUAUAAUACCGCAGUUAAAUACUGUAUAAACUUUAAUAAAAACAGGACAAACUUUUAGCGUUGAAUAAUAAUAAUAAUCUUACUGUUUGUGUGUGCCUUACUAUACUGUACUUAAGUGUUAUAAACAUAAAAUCUAUUAAAUUAUUUAUAUAUGACUAACAUUUUAUUAUCUCGUUUGUGUGUGUCAUACAAACUAUCCCUAUAAUAUACCGGACUGUUUGUCAUAUCUAAUCUAAUAUAUUUGUUAAAAGUUAUUAAUAUAAUGAUUAUUUAAACAAUUGGUUUGUCCCUCUAUUUUUUUUUUUGCUAGACAACAUUGAUAUUUUACAUAUUUUAUAAUUAGUUACAAAAUAGUCGUUGAAAGCAAAACAUUGUCUAUCAAUAGUAAAUUUGAGUACAAAAAUAUUUUUAAUUAAAAAAAUUAUAUUUUUCUGGUCAUUAUUUGCAUAUCAUUAUUAUCAUCGAUAUUAUGAAUAAAAUGUUGUCCUCUAUUGUAUUUGCUUUUUCAUUAACUGUUGURUGCAUUUCGGCACAAAAUAUUGAUAUGUUUGGAAGUAACGGAUUUACGGCACCACCAGAAUGGACGACAUUAUAUCCUAUGACUAAUGAGACGGACACUGUCAACACAGUCAACACCACUACCAUUAUCAGCGCCAUUACCAACAGCACCACAACCAACAUUAGUAAUGCCACUUCCGUGACCACAUCGGCCAACAAUAGCACUACCGACACUAUCAUCCCGACGGAAAGUCCGGCCUCYAAUGAGACGACUACCAAACAAAAUUCGGCCCCAACUGUCCAUAUAUGCUCUCAAAUGUUGAUCAACUUAUUUGCAUUUUUAAUGGUCGCAUUAAUGAUCGGAUUUUAAAUAUAWAUAUAUAU
Molecule: messenger RNA, 983 nt
Organism: Oppia nitens
Lineage: Eukaryota; Metazoa; Arthropoda; Arachnida; Sarcoptiformes; Oppiidae
Exons: 2
Coding region: 571-969 (132 amino acids)
Source: RefSeq, a predicted model, not a curated record